UUACAGCUGUCUCUUAACGAUGGGUAAUCAACAAUCAAACAUCGGCGGAGGCCCCGGUGGGGACGGAAGAGAUGAGAAGGACAAGAAGUAGAAGGACAAGCCUAGAUACGAGCCUCCUCCUCCCCCUACCACUCGCAUCGGACGUAAGAAGCGAAAGGCUGCGGGCCCGAGUACCGCUGCCAAACUUCCCGAUAUCUACCCAAACUCGCGAUGUAAACUCCGGUACCUACGGAUGCAACGGGUUCAUGACCACUUAUUGCUCGAGGAAGAAUACGUGGAGAACAUGGAACGUAUGCGCAAAGCCAAGGCGCAAGCAACGCAGGGUCCCGUUAGCCAGGGUGACAUGGAUAUCAUGGAUCGGAAUGCCGAUGAGAGAGGCCGGGUCGAUGACAUGAGAGGGAGUCCGAUGGGUGUCGGCAACCUGGAAGAGUUGAUUGACGAUGACCACGCGAUUGUAUCGAGUGCAACAGGGCCCGAGUACUACGUGUCUAUUAUGUCUUUCGUCGACAAGGAUCUUCUGGAGCCCGGUGCGAGUGUUCUGCUGCAUCACAAGACGGUUUCGGUGGUCGGUGUGUUGACCGAGGAAUCCGAUCCUCUUGUCUCGGUGAUGAAGCUCGACAAGGCGCCGACUGAGUCCUACGCAGACAUCGGUGGUCUUGAGUCGCAGGUUCAAGAAGUGCGAGAGUCGGUUGAGCUUCCGUUGCUUCACCCCGAAUUGUACGAAGAGAUGGGUAUCAAGCCUCCGAAGGGUGUCAUUCUCUACGGUGCUCCGGGUACCGGAAAGACAUUGCUGGCCAAGGCAGUGGCCAACCAAACCAGCGCUACUUUCCUUCGUAUUGUUGGCAGUGAACUCAUCCAGAAAUACCUGGGCGAUGGUCCUCGUCUUGUUCGCCAGAUUUUCUCGGUCGCUGCUGAGCAUUCGCCUUCGAUUGUGUUCAUUGAUGAAAUUGAUGCGAUCGGUACCAAGCGUUACGAGUCCAGCUCUGGUGGAGAGCGUGAAAUCCAGCGUACUAUGCUUGAGCUUCUCAACCAGCUUGAUGGUUUCGAUGACCGCGGAGACGUCAAGGUCGUUAUGGCAACAAACAAGAUCGAAACCCUGGAUCCUGCAUUGAUUCGGCCGGGUCGUAUUGACCGGAAGAUUCUCUUCGAGAACCCCGACCGUAAUGACGACGUCGACCUCGAUGAGUUCAUCAACCAGAAGGACGAUCUGUCCGGUGCCGAUAUCCGAGCAAUUUGCACAGAAGCUGGUCUGAUGGCGUUGAGAGAACGCCGGAUGAGGGUGCAAAUGGACGACUUCCGUGCGGCCAAGGAACGGAUUAUGAAGACGAAGCAGGACGGCGGUCCUAUCGAAGGGCUAUUAAUGACCAUGGAUGGCUUUGACGAGGAUGCGUUCAAGCAGUUCUUCCCAACCAGCUUUGGGAAGCAAACACGAACUACCAAUAUAAACGCGCAGAUCGACCGCACCAAGCGGUCGGAAGUCUCUGUCAAGCCCGAUGGCGAUGAUACUAAGAAAGAGUUGACUGACAGCGCAGGCGCUGAGACUCGAGAAGAACCCGAGACAAAGGCUGAAGAGCAGGAACCCCGCGACGACGAUGACGAUGACUCUGACGAUGAUGACUCGGAUGAGGACGACGAGGACGAGUUCCCAGUUUCGCAUGAGCUUCUUAUCAAAACACACGAACGCGCCGUGACUACCAUGACCGUAGACCCGGCAGGGUCGCGGUUGAUUACCGGGUCUAAUGAUUGUUCGAUUAAGCUUCAUGAUUUUGCCUCCAUGACGCCGACGACCGUACGCGCAUUCAAGUCUGUCGACCCGUCCGUGAAGAAGCAGUCCGCCGCGCAGGAAACACAUGCCGUUCACUACGCAGCGUUUAAUCCCAUCACCCCGAGCCAUGUCAUGGUUGUUCCUGCGACGCCGCAGCCGCGAAUCCUGGAUCGGGACGGCGAGACACUUGUCGAGUUUGUCAAGGGAGAUAUGUACCUGAGGGAUCUGCACAAUACAAAGGGUCACGUAUCGGAAGUCACUAGCGGAGCUUGGAAUCCGACGGAUUACAAUCUCUGUGUCACUGCUGGGACGGACAGCACGGUGCGCAUUUGGGAUGCCAAUGUUGGGCGGUCACAGAAGGAGGUUAUCGUGCAUAAGUCGAGGGUGGCGGGUUCUGCUGGCCGGAGCAAGAUGACUGCUGUCGCAUGGGGGACCCCGAAGCAAGGUGGAUCCAAUCUCCUUGUCGCUGCGGCUCUCGAUGGGAGCUUGCUGAUGUGGGGUGGGAAUGGGCCAUAUCACAGGCCCAGUGGGGAAAUUAGGGAUGCGCACACUCGGGAUACAUGGACCAGCGGGUUGGAUGUCAGCUCGGAUGGACGGCUUGUGAUCUCCAAGGGCGGCGACGAUACCAUCAAGCUUUGGGAUACCAGGAAAUUUAAGCAACCGAUCACCACCGUCUAUCAUCCUUCCAGCUCCACCCGCUACCCAACAUCGAACAUCGUGUUCUCCCCUACGUCCGCAAAUGUACUCACAGGCUCCGAAACGGGCCAUCUACACAUCUUAAACCCAGCAACCCUAAAGCCCGAACUCGUCACCCCAGUCACUCCAGGCUCACCUCUAAUCACCGUCCUCUGGCACGAAAAACUCAACCAAAUCCUCACCGGCUCCGCCAACGCCGAAACCCACGUCCUCUACAACCCCAACACCUCCACAAAGGGCGCUGCAAUGGUCAUGUCUAAGGCCCCCAAACGCCGGCACGUCGACGACGACCCCAACCUCACCAUGGACCUCUCCCAGGGUCUCUCCGGCGAAAACGUUGUCGUCGGAUCCAACGGAGUCCCACAUUACGGCUCUUCCACUUGGUCUGCUCGACACCCUACCAUCGGUCUUACGGCGUCGGGGAGACCGAAGGAUCCCCGACGGCCGCAUUUACCGUUGCAGACGCCGUUUGCCAAGUCGCAGCCUGAUGAGAGGCAUAUUCGGGAGAAUAUCCCGCUUAGUUCGAUGCGGGAUGAGGAUCCGAGGGAGGCGUUGUUGAAGUAUGCGGAGAAGGCUGAGAAGGAUCCGAUUUUCACGAAUGCGUGGAAGGAGACGCAGCCGAAGACGAUUUAUCGGGACGUUAGUGAUGAUGAGGAGGAGCAGCAGCAGCCUGAUAAGAAGAAGGCUAGGCGGUGA
Aspergillus glaucus CBS 516.65 is the source of this 3157-nucleotide messenger RNA. RefSeq lists its product as uncharacterized. The transcript is spliced from 5 exons. Gene Ontology annotation, cellular component: site of double-strand break; nucleus. Lineage: Eukaryota; Fungi; Ascomycota; Eurotiomycetes; Eurotiales; Aspergillaceae. Bases 233 to 3157 code for a protein of 974 amino acids. Gene Ontology annotation, molecular function: protein binding; ATP hydrolysis activity; ATP binding. Gene Ontology annotation, biological process: regulation of DNA double-strand break processing. The record is from RefSeq and is a predicted model, not a curated record.